AUGGUCCUGCGGAGUCCUGGCUGGCAGGCCGACAACCUCACCGCUCGCCAGCUCGUGCUAGCCGAUGCGCCCGCAGCCGCGCUCCGUCUGCGGAUGGCAGCGAGACCGCGUGAGGUCGUCGAGCGUCAACUGUAUCUGUGGGAGACAGAUCCUGAUACGGAAGAGGAGGACGAGGGGCCUGAUGUUGACUACUUGCAUGUGCUCUGGCUGGCUGUCAAAGGACCGGACAUGGCUCCGCCGACCGGUGUUGACAACGUGCAGGCGAUUCUCGACAUGGCACCGCACGCAGCACAGCUGCUCGGCCCCGAUGGCGACCUGCCACUUCACCGCGCUGUGCGGGCGCAUACGUGUCUUGGCGAACCAAACGCGUGGUAUCUCCCGAUGGUGUCUCUCCUCAUUGGGUCCUACGGUGCUGCCGUCAUCGCGCACGACGAAGAUGGUGCGACGCCGCUGCAUCAUGCAGCCAUGGACUUGCAGAUCGACAUGCUUCUUCGUGCGCACCCUGACGCCGUGUACACCCAAAGCAAAUCAACGCGAGAGACGCCGCUCCACCUCGCUGUCCGAUUCCGAUACCCGCCGGCCAUCGUCAACGUGCUGCUUGCGGCGGACGCUGAGAAGAGGAGCAGCAGGCUGCGCGAUUUUUGGGGCAACCUGCCGCAUGGUGCGCUCACCUUUUUCUACAUCAACCAACUGUGGUCGCUCUCGAACGUCUGCACUUUCUUCGUGAUGUACUUUUCGUCGUAUGAGCAGCAGCUCACGGCGUGCCGCUUGCUUGAACGCGGCGACAUCGACGCCGUCGAGGCGCGUGCGAGGGAGCUCGGGUGCGAUGGCAUCGAGGCGAGGCACCACACGCUACUCGGGGUGAUGGGAACCCUUCUCAUCCAGCUGUGGAUCUCGUGCUACCUCGCGAGGACGUACAGUGAGACGCUGCAAGACUUGGCCAACGACGCUGACGACGCGGCGCUGGUGCAGUUUGUGUGGGCUCGUCGGCGCGAGACGUGGCAGCAGCUCCGGCGUUUCGAGGACGUGGUCGGGCGGCAGUUUGAGGAACUGCGUGCGUCGCUCGUCUCAAAGCAGAGCUUGCGUGCCGGGUCCUUUCGAUAA
Emiliania huxleyi CCMP1516 is the source of this 1104-nucleotide messenger RNA. RefSeq lists its product as hypothetical. The record is from RefSeq and is a predicted model, not a curated record. The coding region runs from base 1 to 1104 and encodes 367 amino acids. NCBI's taxonomy places the organism in Eukaryota, Haptophyta, Isochrysidales, Noelaerhabdaceae. Gene Ontology annotation, molecular function: protein binding. The transcript is spliced from 3 exons.